Molecule: messenger RNA, 516 nt
Organism: Ectocarpus siliculosus
Lineage: Eukaryota; Phaeophyceae; Ectocarpales; Ectocarpaceae
Source: the annotation of a GenBank genome assembly
AUGUCUGCUCCGACGCCGGACCACCCCCUGAUGGUGAAGGAGAGGACAGGUUCCUCGGUAAGGCCCUUGCAGCUGGCCUACAUGAUCUACGGGGGCAGGGAGGCCUUCGAGCGCAUGAAGGAGAUCCAGGCGGAGAUGGAGGCCGAGCCCGUUUUCGAUAGGGACGAUCGACCGUUUCUCGACCACACCCAGCGCUACCUUCGCUCGGCGGAAAAGAUGGCUCGCUUCCACAACAAGUGCAGGGAGAUGGGCCUUACAGACCCCCAGGAGAUAGCCUGGGCGUACGUGGCCAUCGACGAGGUGCUCCCCACCGACGUCCACAUGGCCAUGGUCGUCCCGGCCCUGCGGUACCAGACGUCCCCGGAGCAGCGGGAGGCCUGGCUGCCUCUCGCCACCUCCUUCCGCAUCCUGGGCGCCUACGUCCAGACCGAGCUGGGCCACGGGUCGAACGUCCGGGCGCUGGAGACCACGGCUACCUUCGACAGGAGCAUCGACCGCGCUACAGUGCUGUUGUAA